This is a messenger RNA of Scheffersomyces coipomensis, 1206 nucleotides long. RefSeq names its product glycosylphosphatidylinositol-alpha 1,4 mannosyltransferase I. Lineage: Eukaryota; Fungi; Ascomycota; Pichiomycetes; Serinales; Debaryomycetaceae. The transcript has a single exon. Gene Ontology annotation, biological process: GPI anchor biosynthetic process. Bases 1 to 1206 code for a protein of 401 amino acids. Gene Ontology annotation, molecular function: alpha-1,4-mannosyltransferase activity; GPI mannosyltransferase activity. The record is from RefSeq and is a predicted model, not a curated record. Gene Ontology annotation, cellular component: membrane; glycosylphosphatidylinositol-mannosyltransferase I complex.
AUGUUUCAAUUGUCAUUUAAUCAUGUGUUGAUACUAUCAGUGGUAUUAAGAAUUGGAUUCUUCUUAUUUGGAUUGUAUCAAGAUAAGUAUAUGACGGUGAAAUAUACUGAUAUUGAUUAUGUUGUGUUUUCAGAUGCAGCAUGUUAUGUAUACAAUGGUGAGUCGCCAUAUAAAAGAGAAACUUAUAGAUACACUCCAUUAUUAUCAUGGAUAUUGACUCCUAACUGUUGGAGUGAACAAACAUAUAGUUUUGGGAAAUUCAUAUUCAUGUUCAGUGAUUUAAUUACUGGUUAUAUCAUUAGUAAAUUACUUCAAAUCUCAAAGACAAGUAAAAUCAGUCAUUCAAAAGCAUUAAUACUAUCUUCCAUAUGGUUAUUGAAUCCAAUGGUGAUUACAAUUAGUACCAGAGGUUCAUCUGAAAGUGUAUUGACUGUGAUGAUAAUGGCAUCUGUCUACUUUUUAAUGAAGGAUAAUAUUUUCAUAUCAGCAUUAUGGAUGGGUUUAGCUAUUCAUUUUAAGAUCUAUCCCAUCAUCUAUUUAACAGCUAUUGCUUACUAUUUGUCGAAUAAAUCGAAACCAUUUAUAAAUAUCCCUAUCCUUAAUCUCUUAAAUGUUAAGAAUAUUCAAUUUAUAUUGGUAUCACUUUCAGUAUUCAGUAUCUUAAAUGCGAUGAUGUAUUACUUUUAUGGAUAUGAAUUCUUAUUUGAAAGUUAUUUAUAUCACUUAGUAAGAAUCGAUCACAGACAUAAUUUUUCCAUCUAUAAUGUCUUACUAUACUAUAAGUCAUCCAUAACCACCCCACCUUCAUUCCAAGAUAUUGAAAAAUUUGCAUUCAUUCCUCAAUUAUUCAUCUCCGCUGUAGCGAUUCCAUUAGUAUUCGCUCAACGUGAUAUCAUCUCAUCCCUAUUCUUACAAACAUUUGCCUUUGUGACUUUCAAUAAAGUCAUUACUUCUCAAUAUUUCAUAUGGUUCUUAAUCUUCUUACCACACUUUUUAUCUCAAUCUUCAUUAACUAGUAAGAAAUUUGCAGCAAAAGGGAUAUUUCUUCUUAUAUUAUGGAUAAUUUCUCAAGGUCUGUGGCUUUAUUUCGCAUAUCAAUUGGAAUUCUUAGGAAUAAGUACAUUCGAUCAUGGAUUAUUCUAUGCUUCAAUCUUCUUCUUCCUCUCUAAUUGUUAUAUCUUAGGACAAUUCAUAAAUAGUUUAUAG